CAAAACACUCCGUAUACUUAUCUGGAUUCAGAUUGAUUAAGAGAAGCUGAUUGAAAAUCUGUCUAUCGGUUAUAUAAAGUAGCAGUCUCCCAUGGCGUGUUAGGUAUUCCGAUUUCACAUAUCAUUGAAUUCGUAUUAGCAAUGAUGAAGAUUCUUUUGGUGGCAUUAGUUUUGGUUGCGGCUGUUAGUGCCCAACGUACCGGACAAUCUACUCGAUACUGGGAUUGUUGCAAACCAUCUUGUUCAUGGUCGGCUAAUGUAGGAAGUCAUAUCAGCAGACCAGUAGCAACAUGUGCUGCAAAUGGAGUUACUGUACUUCCCUUGAACGUACAAAGCGCUUGCAUCGGCGGAAGUGCAUUCGCCUGCAACAAUAACGCUCCUUGGGCUGUAAAUGAUAAUUUGGCUUACGGUUUCGCUGCUGCUGUUAUUGCUGGACAGACACAAUACGACUGGUGUUGCAGCUGCUACGAAUUGACUUUCACAAGUGGCCCAGUUGUCGGCAAAAGAAUGAUUGUUCAAGUAACAAACACCGGUCACGAUCUUGGCUACGAUCAUUUCGAUAUUCAAAUCCCCGGAGGUGGCGUUGGAUAUUUCAAUCAAGGAUGCAUGGCUCAAUGGAACACUGGACCUGAUGGAUGGGGAGCACGAUAUGGUGGUGUAAGUUCUGAAGCCCAAUGCUCUCAACUUCCAGCAGUGCUACAAGAUGGAUGUAGAUGGAGAUGGCAAUGGUUUAACGGUGCAGACAAUCCAUUCUUCAGUUUUACUCAAGUUGCGUGUCCGGCCGAAAUUCUUCAAAGAAGUCAAUGUCAAUAAUUUGUUUUUUAUCAUCUCUAAUUGUGCUAAUAAGCAAAAUUGGAAAAUAAAGAAAAUUGGCAAGAAUAGCAAAGAAAGCAAAGAAAA
This is a messenger RNA of Bradysia coprophila, 900 nucleotides long. RefSeq names its product endoglucanase-like. The record is from RefSeq and is a predicted model, not a curated record. NCBI's taxonomy places the organism in Eukaryota, Metazoa, Arthropoda, Insecta, Diptera, Sciaridae. Gene Ontology annotation, biological process: carbohydrate metabolic process. Gene Ontology annotation, molecular function: cellulase activity.